Molecule: messenger RNA, 4285 nt
Organism: Hippocampus comes (tiger tail seahorse)
Lineage: Eukaryota; Metazoa; Chordata; Actinopteri; Syngnathiformes; Syngnathidae
Gene: cdk6
Product: cyclin dependent kinase 6
Exons: 8
Coding region: 629-1606 (325 amino acids)
Biological process (GO): G1/S transition of mitotic cell cycle; signal transduction; regulation of gene expression
Cellular component (GO): cytoplasm; nucleus; cyclin-dependent protein kinase holoenzyme complex
Molecular function (GO): cyclin-dependent protein serine/threonine kinase activity; ATP binding; cyclin binding
Source: RefSeq, a predicted model, not a curated record
UGUGUGUGUGUGUGUGUGUGUGUGCGCGCGUGCGCGCGUGCGUGCGUGUGGAGCUUUCGAACAACCCUCCGCCUCCACCCGCUCACCCUCCUCCUCCCCCGUUUGAGUGUCCCUGCCUGGUGCAGUUUGAGGGAUGGGGGUUUAGAGCAUGCACCGUCCAACAGCUACCUGUGUGGCCCCCGCAUGGAGUACAGCGGACAGGGAUGCGUUUGAGCGACCCUUUUUUCCUUUUUUUUUUCCUUGUCGGAGACCCGGGUGCCUCCUCACUUUAUCGGACAUGCCGACGUUGCGACAUAUUGUUGACAACAUAAAACGAGGAGGAGGACAUGUUAAGCGUAACAGGAGGAGGAGGAGGAGGAGGAGUGCAAGUUGGGAGGCAUCGAAGCUGCUGUAGUGAUAGUCGGGAAAAAACAUGAUGACAGUCCUGUAAUUGCUACCUGGGGCACAUUUUGACCAACUCUGACAAAGAUGGUGUGUACCUCCAUCCGUGUCUCUCUGUCAUCUAGGCAUUGCACGUGCCCACUUUUUCCUGUGAAUAUGUCUCGGUGAGAAAGUCUGGCUCGUCAGCCUCGCUGGGAAUCCCCGCACUAUUUUCAACAAGACGAGGAGGGAAAAAAAAUAAGCAAAAAUGGACAAAGAAACGAUUGGUACGCAGUAUGAGCCCGUGGCCGAGAUUGGAGAAGGCGCCUAUGGAAAAGUGUACAAAGCCAGAGAUCUGAAGAACGGGGGACGAUUUGUUGCCCUAAAACGAGUUCGCGUCCAGACGGAGGAAGAGGGGAUGCCUCUCUCAACCAUCCGGGAGGUGGCGGUACUGAGGCAGCUGGAAGCCUUUGAGCAUCCCAAUGUUGUCAGGCUCUUUGAUGUGUGUACAGUGUCUCGGACUAACCGCGAAACCAAACUCACCCUGGUCUUUGAGCAUGUGGAUCAAGACCUGACCACCUACCUAGAGAAAGCCCCUGACCCCGGCGUGCCGCCAGAAACCAUCAAGGAUAUGAUGUAUCAGCUGCUCCAGGGGCUGGACUUCCUGCACUCACACCGUGUAGUUCACCGUGACCUCAAACCGCAGAACAUCUUGGUCACCAGCGGAGGACAGAUUAAACUAGCCGACUUCGGUCUCGCCCGCAUCUACAGCUUCCAGAUGGCGCUCACCUCUGUGGUGGUGACACUGUGGUACCGAGCCCCGGAGGUGCUGCUGCAGUCUAGUUACGCGACCCCAGUGGACCUGUGGAGCGUCGGCUGCAUCUUUGCUGAGAUGUUCAGAAGGAGACCUCUGUUUCGCGGGAACUCUGACGUCGAUCAGCUGGGAAAGAUUUUUGAUGUUGUUGGGGUACCUUCAGCAGAGGACUGGCCCCAGGAGGUGGCCCUACCACAGAGUGCCUUCACCCCACAGCCUGCUAAGCCAAUAGAGGACUUGGUUCCUGAUAUAGACGAGCAAGGGCGGGCCCUCUUGUUGCAAUUCCUCGCCUUCAAUCCCUCCAGGAGGAUAUCUGCAUUUGCUGCACUUACCCACCCUUAUUUCCAAAGUGUGGACAGCCUCAGUCGAAGUGUGUAUGCGGCACAGCCUAUCCCCGGCAACAAGCCCGCUAUUGAAGAGAGGACUGCCUGAGCGUCCUCGCUGUCCCUCACCGUGCCCGUACAAAGUAUUCACCCGGCCGCUCGUUGGUCUUGAGCAUGCUUGACUGUUCAAUCAAAGUGCUUUGAACUAUGACUCCCAGUAAAAUGGAUGAAAUUGAAGUAUAAAACACAAGAUGAUGCAAGACAAACAUUCAUCUCUUAAAUAGCUUUUGGAAAUGGCCGACAUUUCACUUCACAAUUCUGCCACCGCUCAAAAUUAGCUCCCAUGCUUUAGGUUGUCGCUUACUUGUUUGCAAGUUGAACUUUGAGAGCUUGCGGACCCCGUGUGUAUAAAUUCCCAACAGUCAUGCAGCAACCAAAGGCGAUCAUUGAAAAGGGGAUGAAUCCUUGUGUGAUUUUGUGUUUUAUAUUUGUAGCUUUUCUGUUCAGCGUUAAAACUUAGUCCACUGUGAUUCAUUGUGGUAUAACAGAACAAAGCACGGACGACCAGGUGGUGCGUACAGUAUGCUUAAAUAAACCCUUCUAGGAGAGUACUUGGAAGAAGGCAAUGCUAGGAAUGAGGAUCUUCCGCCCCGGAUAUGCACAAAAGCUAUCCUCCUCCUGUGAACUGAUGGAUUGAAAUUGCUGCUUUUAGGUUCUAAAAUGUUGAUGAUUGACUACGUUAUCAAUGCAAAGACUCCUCUAUGACUGGGACUAAUCAGUGAAAGGACUGUAGACUCCAUGCAGCAGCCACUGUGCGACCAGUGUAGAGCUCCCUUCCGAGUCUUCUCGAUUGGAGGGGGAGGGGAGGGGGUUCCCCGAUGCCUAAAAUGGAUCAUUCUUCUACUUUAUGGACUUGUGAAGCACAAGCACGGUCGCAUUUACGAACACGUCAAGUGUGCACUGAUGUCCCCGUAGACGCCAAACGAAUGAGUCAUGACUAACUGCCACUUACUGCCGCCAACAUUACAAACUUACAAACGUUAUACUGCCAUCCAGAGGAUGCCCCGCGUAACUGCAGACCAGUAGCAGGAUUCUAAUGGUCUUUGCAACUUUGGGGCCAAGCACACUUAAAGGCAUUUAUCAACAUCAUGGGCUGAUACUGGUGCUCCGGCAAUGAUGAAAAUGAAAAGUUCUUGCCACUCCCUUGAUGUUUCUGACAUGAUGAUAGUUAGCCAUCAAGGUGUCUUAUAACCUUUUUUUUUUUUUAAUAUUCAACUGACACAGUAACGUACACGCUUGCAAUAGGUGGCUUUAGUCCCACCAGCACGAUUCAUCAGUACAUUUGGCAUAGAAUUUUGCUACCAAUAUUCUGUAUUUAAUUUUAAUUUUAUUGCUAAGUCUUAUAUGCAUGUUUUAUCAAGGUGUGUACUUGAUUUUUUUUUUUUUUUAAGAUGCCGGGGCAUAAAGUAUUCUUAUACCAACUCUAUAGAGGAUUACCGAACCUGUGUGAGGAUAAAUUGACGAUGUAAGGAAUGUAUAAAUGGCUAGAUGACUAUACUGUACUGUUUGUAGUGCAGCAGUCAUUGUAGAAAAUGUCUGAUAUUUGCAUUGUCAGCCCAUAGAAAUGUCACAAAAGCGGAUCAGGUAACAAAGUGAGGGUCAGUGGAAUGUUGUACGGCGAGAGUAUUUUGUCUGUUGAAAAUGUCUGGCGGGUUCUGCGGGUGCUUGUUGAAUUUCCUUCAGCUUGAAAGUGGCUGCAAAUAUGUGUGCGUGUGUUUUUAUUUUCUUCUAAAUAAUGCACAACUAUCUUAAAUUUCUUCCCCCGUUAUUUUGUAGAUAAGUCCCGCUCUGUUCAAUUUUGAUUUUGAUUUUUUACCAGCAAGGAAAAAAGGAAGUUGCAGAGAUGUAUUUUUCUAUAUAUUUUUUUUUUUUUUUUUUUUUUUUUUUGCGCAGAACAGUAACAUACUUUUAACACUGGUGUAUCUUCUCUUAACUGGUCGUGCUGCUAGCACACACACACACACACACACACACACACACACGUACACACACACACACACACACACACACACACUUUUCACACAUACACUCACAGAGUCAUUCUUUCUCAGGUUUUUGCUCCGGGUGUCCAAACCUUUCGCACAGUUUGCACAUCCUCUGGCUACUAACUGACCACAUUACAACUCCUUCAGGUUCUCUUCAAGCUGUCCAAUGAUCAUGCCAUUGAUCAUAUCCUACUGUCAGUCCUAUUUAUCACGUUAUGUUACUGUAGUCAUUACUGUAUGAAUAUAACUGCCUGUAUGAACUGUUCUUUUUUUUUUUUUUGGGCCACAAAAGCAACCUUUUGUUGCUAAUUGGUGAACGUAAUCAACAAAUCCUUAUCGGCUUGACUCAGCACUGUGUGAACAUUCUUUUUGGAAAUGACUCAAAUCUGAUGUUGUGACAUACAAUGCAAUGAAAGCUCAAAAUAUUUUAGGUUUGUAGGAGUUUUGGUAACGACUGCUUUAGUCUUUUAAACUUGAUACAAUCACUGUAUAUUGUUUCUUAGCCAGUAACAGUAUCACGUUUCAAAAUGAGUAAAAUUGAAUUCCACAUUUGAGCUUUUAGAGGUUUCGCUGUUUUAGGGACAUAAAGCAUCUUGUAAGUCAAAUAACACGUUCCUGUCUCGUUUUCAGCACGUCAAAUUGGGAUUCGGAACAAAACAAUCAUGUUGUUAUUGAAUGAAUUCAAGAAUUGGUGUCAUAUUAUUGUUUACACCAGCUGAAUUAAAAGCCGCUUUUUACGAAAA